Messenger RNA from Orussus abietinus, 4599 nucleotides. RefSeq lists its product as uncharacterized. The record is from RefSeq and is a predicted model, not a curated record. Lineage: Eukaryota; Metazoa; Arthropoda; Insecta; Hymenoptera; Orussidae. The transcript is spliced from 6 exons. Bases 1232 to 3412 code for a protein of 726 amino acids.
AUGUGGAGGCACGUCGGCAGGCCCGAUACCGGUCCCGAUUUUCGAGCCCUUUUCGGCAGCUGCGCGAUCGGUUGUCGCGCUAUCGGGCCCGUUUUCGGGGCCGUCUUCCAUUCCUCUCGGCGAAAACUCGGCCCGACUCUAGUACGGGUAUUUCGCUCGGGUGCCAGGGUAGGGAUGAGCCCGGGAAGAAGACCAGGAGUCGCGGUCGCGUCUCUUGGAAUCACUGAGUAGACGGAAUUGUGUCCGCGAGACGUGCCGGCCCGCAGUUGAGACGAACGGCUCACCGCGGGCACACGCAGACAAGCAUCGCCCACCGAAGAGAGAUCCCUCUGCCUUUUCGGAUCCAACGGGAAUCAGAAAUCGGAACGAGGGGAAUCGAAGAUCGGAAGAGCGCGAGUCAAAGUAGCGUUAAAACCCCGUCUGCCAAAUUUCAAAAUCGCGCGCGGUCGUCCCGUCUUCGUACCAAGGAUCUGCCUCCAAGUUCGACCCAGUUUCCGGGACUUUUCGCGAUAACGCGUCCGUGACCGGUCGACUUCGAUGUGCGAGACGUUAAAUUGAGGAUCAGACGUGAAAAAGUCUGAUCUUUCGGGAAUAACUUCCCGCGGUUUGGGAAAACCUCCAGACUAAGAUCUAGGACACGAUAUCGAGGGAUUUAGGGAGGACCCUGUCUCGAUACAAGUGUGAGACGUGUCUGUAGGUUUUUUCUACUUCUUUUUUCGUUGUUUUCUUGCAUUCUGGACCUAGUGUCUGAUUAAUAGAGGUUGGGCUCUCGGAUCUAUUGAGACUCGAUUAGAUAACAUCGCUGAGAGACUCCACAGUUGGGAAUCACCCCGGGUGCAGGGACCGGGUACCUUUUCGGCAUUCCACGUCGGUCCAGCUUCUGCAAUCGGAGUCUGAGAGGAGGAGACUAUCGGACAACGUGGGACAUCCGAUACGAGAUCACGAUACUUGUCUCUUCGAUUAGUGAUCGUGGACCCUUAUCGAGUUCAGGGCGCGGAAGUUGAUCGGGACCUCUUCGAGUCCUGCGUAUGUGGGUUUCCGAUGGGACGUGUGGAUCAGGUGGAGGUGAGGUGAAGUUCAGGAUCCGGAAGACUUUUAACAUAGAAUAUCAAGAGGAGACCAUUAAAAGGGAUUGGAGACGUCUAGAGUGAGUGGUGCCACCAGAAGCCAGAAUUUCCAAGUUCCAUCAGAGUUCCUGGGACAAGUGGGAGCCAAUAGUGGAAGCACCAGGAUGGCUCCGUCCAAGGCUAUCCUGAUCUUGCUGCUGGCGGUCUCCAGAGGCUGGUGUGACUUCCGUCACCAAGAAGAGCAAGAAACGGCAAUAAGUCAAGAAGUACCCCAGGAUUCUACCGAGCACGACAUCAGGUCGGAACCGACGAACGGAUCGGUGCCCCUGAGCACGAAGAGGCUGGAGAAGAUGCUGAAGAAGGCCAUCCUGAAGAUCAUCACCAGCGACCUGAGUAGCGCGGAGAUGCUGUUCUUGAAGAGCCUGAAUUACAGCUUCGAGGAGGUGAUGGCGAUCCGGGAGCGAGAAUUGGGUAGGAAAAAGAUGGAGGCCGAGUUGAGGGCCGAGGACGAAGAGGACCAGUCGAAGAAGGGGCCCCUCCUAGGGGCCAUUUCGCGCAGGAGGAAGAAGCCCCAAAGGACUAGGAACCAGCAGGACUUCCGACAGCCCGACACCGACGGCAACAGGAUGGAGCUCGACUACGAGGACCUGAAGAGGGAACGCGACUGGAGGAAGGAGUUGAUUCACGAGAAGAGGGUCCACGACAAGGACUUCGACUUCGACGCCUUUAACAAGCAAGCGGUGUACGACUACGAGAACGAGGCGUCGAGGCUGGAGCGUGGCCAGUCCUGGAAGGACCUCACCACCCACGAGAACAAGGAGGACCAAGGAAGAAGCAACCAGGAAGAGACCGGCAUUGGCUCGGACUUCCACAGGAGCUCUGUCCGGGCUAUGGAGCCCCAUGUGAUCUUCAAGAUCCGCUACGACGACUCCGAGUUCGACUCCAGCUCCGACGAGAAGACCAAGCCGGGUGCUAAGGAAAAUGGCGCCCAAAGGGGCCAUUCCUUUCAUGCCGACACUACUUAUCAGCGUACUCCUCUUCCUCUAGCACACCGAGUGCAUCUGGGGAGGUCCAGGUACCUUGACCUGCCGAGGAACGUGGAGGUACCAGGAGAGACCAUCUUGGUACCCCCCGGUACCGACGUUGCUCCCACUGGAGAACCCCUUGAAAUCCCUUCGAGUAGUUCUUUGGACCUGGAAAAUGAUACUUUACCCGCAGACGGGGUAAAUGGCACCCGCGAUAACGAAAUCGUCCAACAGAUUGAUAGAGGAACCGAGUUCCUCGGAAAUGACAGCCUGGUACCCAGAAGAGUCAGCGAGUACGAGGGCCUCGAGUGGGUCGAGGAUGACGUCUACCGAGUCAUACCGGAAGUCGUCGAGUCCCUGAACUACGACAACGAGGAGAACGAGACCUCCGACUACUAUGAGCAGAACACCUACUAUCAGGGCCCUUCGUCGGUGUCGGAGGACAACGAUACCGCGGACUAUCUGAACGAGUCACCUGAUCCGGUGCAACACUUCGUGGCGAACGCCAACGGAUCCAACGACAGCUUUCCCACGGGGAACCUCUCCACGUAUCACCAGGCUGCCCUGGCCCAUCGCAGAGAUGGAAAUCUGACGUCACACGUCGACAGCCAAGGCCAGAAGGUGAUCGAAGACAUCAAAAUGAGAGUUUUGGCCAUGACAGGUCGGUUCAACCACAGCGCCAACAGCAACCAGGUGCAACGAGAGCGGCUCACCAUGUUUUCUCCCACCUGCCAGACUCCUCGGAACACGGACGCCGAGGCGUGGGCGGACCCUUUCUCGAUGAACAUGCACUUUCAAUUGAACCUGACGUCGGGUGAACAUGUCGUGGCGGCUAAACUGAGGCUCUUCAAGUUGCCCCAGGAGAACGCGACGACGACGAGCACGAGUACCUUCGAGGAGGACGAGGAUGACGAGAAGAAGAUCCGGAUAUCCGUGUACUUCUACACGAAGUCCCUGAAGAAGCACCGAUCAAAGAAGAGGCUGAUGGACUCCAUCGUGACGUCACUUACACCAACGGGAAGCCAUUUGGCAUUGGAUGUGAGACAAGGUCUGCGAUUCUGGAGGCUGAAUCCCAGAAAUGGUCACAGCAGCAAUGGGAACCAUGGACUCGUGGUGCAGAUAGAGGACCAGGAUGGUCGUCCUUUGAAACCUGCCCUUUUCGUCCAACAACCAUCUUGCCAAGCAGAUCACGACCAGGAUGAGAAGGCAUAUCAACGCGUCCCUUCCCUUUUCGUCCGAGCCUGUUCUCGUUACGUUCACAUCGUAGAUGGGGAAGCGGUGACGUUUCUAAACUGCAAGUUACGGAAUGAAAGGUACUGAGAAAGCCGGGUGAUAGUAAAAAGAGCAAAGACCACAACUGGCGGAGAAAACGAGCGAGAAAACCGAGCAGUUUGGGAUUAAGGGAGGAGCCCUUCUGGACCACUUCUCGUCGAACUUCUCGCUAUUUUCUUAUGUCAAGAGAGAAAGAAGGCGCUAAGCCUCAAGGGGAAAUAAUCUCUUAAUCGUUAGCUUCGCGUUAAGAUACCUCGAGACUAAUUUUACCAUUUCUGUUUCGAGCUUAGUUAAUUGAUAAUGUAAAGUAGGCCGAUAAGCUGCGGUCGAGGUCGACCUUAAAGUAAUUCUAGAUUUAAUCGACUAGGCGUUAGGCUUCCAGUGAAGAGAACAGAAAUUCUAUGAUUAGUCGUUAGUCUUGUUCAUUUAGUGUGUAAGAGCACCAAAGGAAAGAAACGAGUACAUCGGAUGAAUACUUACCUUAACAGGCUUAUGAACACAUUGUAUCAUAUCAGGAAAUUAUUUCUUUGAAUAUAUAUGAUCCGGGAAUAAUUUCUUGAUAAGAUAGAUUAUGUUCUUGGGACUACUGGAAGAGAUCUUUCUCCUGGUCGUUUAUGAUAUGGCAUCGAGUAAAUUGAUCUGGAUGCUAAUUAGCCCUUUGUAUGGCAGUUAAGUAAUUUCUUUACAAACCAAAAUGUGUUCUUUGGACUGGUUAAGGACAUGUCUGUAUACGGAUCAUAUUAGUACUCCUUCGUUCGAGGUGCAAGAAUCAUCGAGUAAAGCUCAUCCUUAUAGACUAGCGUAUCUCUGCUACAGGAAGAUUCACUCUGAGACUGUGUAGUAGCUUAACUUAAAAUCGGGCUAUUAGAUUUAAGUAAUUAGCGUUAAAAUACUGUAAUUUAUGUUCCAAGAGAUUUCUUGCAAGCGGACCCACUUCUCAUGUAAAUAUUGACGUAAGUGGUCAGCUUGUCUACCUACUACUUGUUCUUCUUCAGUUGCGUUAGUUUCCUCAAGGUGGUCUUUUCAAGUCAAAUGCCAACGACUGAUGUAGCCAAAUCUAGAUCCCUAAGUUAACAAGAGGUAUUUAUGUUAAGAAUGAAAGAAGUAAUUGAGGUUAGAAUAAAGCGCACCUGUUGCUAGAAUAAACUCAUCGCGUCCGGUCUCCGAAUCGAUCAGUACUAAGUUGUAUAUAAUGUAUAUUACAAUUUUACGAAGAAUAAAUCCAUUAACACUGA